AUGAAUGAGGCUGGUCGUAACCCGAAAAAAGGCUUAAAUACAAUUAUGAGAUCUAUAAAGUAUGAAAAUGUAAAUGGCAAAAAGGGCUUGGGAUCCAGAGAUGAACACGUCUGGGUCGGCAGGUGCCCCAGGGUAUCGCAGCCUGGGCUCGGUCGUCAUCCUUCCACUGCAUGCAGCAGCAACAACAGAAAAGUUUCCAUGAAUUUUGGAUGCUGGAAUGUAAGAACAUUAUUAAAUUCAGAAUCAAAUAAAAGAUACCCAGUGAGAAGGUCUGCUCUUAUUGGUAAGGAAACGCAAAGGUAUGCAAUGGACAUUGUAGCAUUAUCAGAGACUAGAUUUCUUUGGCAAGGUAACUUUGCUGAGAAAUCCAGAGGCUAUACAUUUUAUUGGAGUGGGAAAGAAGAAAAAGAAAAUUGCAAAAAAGAAAGUGAUGCUCUGAAAACCUCCUUGGUUGAUGAUUUAGAGGAACUGCCAUACAGUGCAAACGAUAGAAUGAUAUUGCUGAGGUUGCCUUUAAAGAAAGGCCGGUAUGUACCAACUAUGAAUGUAAGUGAUAAUGAAAAGCUCUCCUUUUAUGAUGUAUUGAGCGAAAAUAUCCGCAAAAUUUCACACGAGGAUAAGAUUAUUAUAUUGGGCGAUUUUAAUGCUAGAGUUGGUAAAGAUCAUAAGACAUGGGGUGUGAUUGAAAAACAGAGUGGGAAAUUGUAA
Molecule: messenger RNA, 708 nt
Organism: Octopus sinensis (East Asian common octopus)
Lineage: Eukaryota; Metazoa; Mollusca; Cephalopoda; Octopoda; Octopodidae
Exons: 1
Coding region: 1-708 (235 amino acids)
Molecular function (GO): catalytic activity
Source: RefSeq, a predicted model, not a curated record